Nematolebias whitei (Rio pearlfish) is the source of this 1440-nucleotide messenger RNA. Its product is annotated as SUN domain-containing protein 1-like. The transcript has 11 exons. The coding region runs from base 1 to 1440 and encodes 479 amino acids. Gene Ontology annotation, molecular function: protein-membrane adaptor activity. The record is from RefSeq and is a predicted model, not a curated record. Lineage: Eukaryota; Metazoa; Chordata; Actinopteri; Cyprinodontiformes; Rivulidae. Gene Ontology annotation, biological process: nuclear envelope organization. Gene Ontology annotation, cellular component: meiotic nuclear membrane microtubule tethering complex; nuclear envelope.
AUGUCCCGGGUUGAUUGUCAGGGGGUUCUUGCAGUCCAGGAGCCGACGCCGGCCAUAGAACCUGAUCACCUGGUUCAGGUGGAGAAGAGCCUGCUGGUUCUGUGGGAGCGGGUGGAGUCUGCGGGACGGCGGGUGGAGCGGAGACACAGGGAGGUGCUCCAGCUCUUUACUGACCUCCAUCAGCGGCGGCCAUCUUUGUUUGAGAGCAGCAAUGACGACGCGGAACAGUGGAUCAGAGAUCUGCUGGACCGACAGCUCUUUGAGCUCCGAGCACACCUGGAUGACGAGAAGAGACAGAGGGAGCAGGUCCGCCAGCAGGACCUGCUGCUGCUGAGCACUCAGACGACCCGUUUGGAUCAUCUGGAGCUGCAGUUGCAGAGUUUGGCUGCCAGAACUCAGGAGGUCCAGUGGACACCAGAACCUUCAGCAGCGUCUCUCCCAGCUGCUGCCAGCGCUGGUGUGGACAGAACAUCCCAUGAUGCUUUGCAGGCGGAGGUUCUACGGUUGGAGGCAGCUCUGGGGGACAUGAAGCGGGACGUUCAGGCUCUGUCAGAGUGUCGAAGCGGACUGGACAGAGUCCAACAGAUGGUUUCAGUUCUGGUCCAAGAGGAAGUCCAGGCUCUGAUGUUGGGUAACCAGCUGACCAUGAGGGGAGACUCCGCCCCCCUCCCCGAGUCUCUGUUGCGGUGGCUGUCUGAGCGCUUUGUCACUGGUGCCAGCCUGCACGAGGCGCUGUCCGCUUUGGAGCUCAGCAUCCUGCAGAACGUCAGCAGGACGCUGCAGCGCCACAAGGAGACGGGUCAGGAGGAGGUCCUGCACGCUGCUGGAGACUCUGUGACUCACGAGGACGUCCGGGGAAUGGUGACGGACGCUCUGCGGCUGUUUGCUCAGGACCGGAUCGGUUUGGCAGAUUACGCUCUUGAGUCUGGAGGGGGCAGUGUCCUCGGCACUCGUUGCUCAGAGACGUACGAGACGAAGGCCUCCCUGCUCAGCCUGUUCGGAGUUCCCCUCUGGUAUUUCUCUCAGUCUCCUCGAGCUGUGAUCCAGCCUGACGUCCAUCCAGGAAACUGCUGGGCCUUCAGGGGCUCCAAAGGUUUCCUCGUGAUCCAGCUCUCCAUGAGGAUCUCCCCCACCGCUGUCACCAUGGAGCACAUCCCCAAAGCCCUGGCACCGAGCGGGAUUCUGCGCAGCGCGCCCCGAGACUUCAGUGUCUACGGUCUGAGCGAUGAGAGCGAAGAGAACGGGAAACUGCUGGGAAUGUUCACCUACGAUCAGGACGGAGAGGAUCUGCAGACCUUCAGCCUGUCUGAGGAGAACGACGAGUCCUUCCAGAUCAUCGAGGUCCAGGUUCUGUCCAACUGGGGCCACCCGGACUACACCUGCAUGUACCGCUUCAGGGUUCACGGGGUGCCUGACGUGAUCAGAACCAGGUCGGCGUGA